AUGAGAUCUCGUGUGUUAGUGACAUUAUUACUUUGCAGUGGUUAUUCUUUAGCUUCAGAUACAACACAUGAUAGCACCUCUGAGCUUUUGGCAAAUUUUGAUAGUUUGAAUAAUGAUGGUGAAAAAGUGGAAAUACAUGGUCAAAAUGAUCAAGCAAGAGUCGAUUCAGAUAUAAAGGGUUUCGUUGAAGCAUAUGCUGGUGAGUUCCCAAAUGAGGACGGUAAGCUUGAUCUUGGGGUAAAUAUUAAUGAUAAAGAUCCAUUUUUGCUCGAAAGUGUCUCGAAAGACCCAUCUGUUAUAGCUGAGGGUGCAGCUGCUAAUUCACCACCACAUGGUCCUGAUUUUUUUGAAAGUAUAAAUAGAAGACGUAAAGGUGGCUCCUCUACUUCUAAUGAUCCAACAGUUGCUACUCCUGAUUCUGAUAUCAUCACCUCAACUGAAAUAAGAUCAGUCAAACCAGGAAAUAUUAUCAAAAUAUCACAUGGUGGGAAUUUGAGACAUACCUCAUUACAAGAGACAUCUGUUGAAAAAAUUACCUCUCUGAUACCACCACCAACUACAACAAUUGAGCCAGAAGUACCAUCGCCAACUUCUGUGGAAAACAUUCCUGCUCCGCCAGUCGACUCAUCAUUGGCAGUUCCUAAAGAAAAUAUACCAGCACCAACACCAGAAUUACCCCCACCAUCACAUCCAUCACAUCCAUCACACACACCAUCCGAUAUUGAAAGUGUGAAAUCAUCAACAAAAGAUCAUGCUACUACAACAACAACAAAGGAAAUCAUACCUGAGCCUGUUUCUCCAAUCCCUCCGGUUGAACAAGUGGAUGAGAAAACUAAAUUGAGUAGUGAUCCACCAGUAAAUAAGUCAGAUCAAAAACCAGAAUCAGUUUUACUGGAACCACCAACCUCUUCGGCUGAACCAAUUAAGACAACAGAGCUGGAAAAGGUUUCAACAACAUCUACACUGAAAUUAGCUCCAACUCUAGAACUUCCAAAAACAGAGGCUCCACUGAACCCCAUUCCUACUCCAGAACCAAACCAUGUUCUGAAAGCGCCUCCAAACCCACAUGUAUUAGAACCAAAGAAUGAUAAUAAUGGUGUUAGUCUUGAAGAAACAAUCAAAAAUGUUCUCGACAUGCACUUUAAAGAUCUUUUACCAAAAGUUUCAUCAUCUUCUAACCUUGAAGAAAAGAAAGACCCACAGGUUGAUGAAAUAAAGCCUCAGGAAAUUAAUAGUCCAAAAGUUGAAGAAAUACAGCCUCAAGAGAAACGAAAUCCGUCAAUUGAAGAAACCAAGCUCCAGGAAAAUGGCCCAAUAGUUGAAAUGCUAUCAAAUUCAGAGAGUGGUAUAAAUGGUCUUGGUAUUGAGGAAAAGGUCAAGAAUGUUUUAGAUAACUAUUUCAAAGCACGGGAACUUCUAUCCGCCAAACCUCACGAAGUUAGCAGUCCAGAACCAGUAUCCAUUGUCACUGAAAUCCAACCUCAACUGUCUGAUCCUGCUCCUGCUCCACAACAGUCUUCAUCUAGCACAAAAGCUAUACCAGAACCUAAAGUCAUUACCAUUACUAAGACAUCAGGACCCAAAACAACACUUUUGCCGACAGUGACACAAACAUUUUCACAACCUUCAAACCCAGAAAGUAAUGCUGAAGUGGAUCCUACUCCAGAGAAGGACUCUAAUGAAUUUAGCUUGGAGAAGAUCCUCAAGGAAAAUUUUAAGAGUGAUAAUUUAGACAUCGAGAAGUUGAAAUUACUUUUGGGAAACGUUCUAAACUUGGAUGAUAAUACAGGUCAGGAAGACUCACCAGAAUCUCUGGGUCUCUCUGAGCCUCUGAAACCUUCUUCUUCAGCUUCAUUGCCGGUUUCAAAUAAUUUAAGAGUAAAUGAAGAUUCUUUGACUGACUCAAUUGUUGAUUUUGCACAACUAGAAAAAGAAAAUCAAGAUAGUGAUGAUGAGGUUGAUGAAAAUGAGAAAGAUGAGGAGGAAAACAAUGAUCAAGAUGAUGCUGCUGAAGUUGUAUCUGAUAUAGAGUUGAGCUCUGAAUCUGAUGAAAAUUCUUUGGAAAACUUAGGUCUCAAAGAUCUUCUUGAUGAGAGUAGAGAGGUAAAUAAGGACAGAAAAGGAUCAUUCUUGGAUACUGUGAGAAGAAUACCGAAGAACGUUUUUGAUUUGGUGGAUGAGCGUCAUGGUGAAGAGUUCGGAUUCAAAGAUCACAAAGAAGAUGAACAGGUUGGUGGAAGAGAAUCUAAAUCCAAGAAGAAAAAGCCAAAGAAUAGCAAGGAGAAUAAGGCACUCAAGGAACAGGCAAUAAAAGAAGCUGCAUUGGAAGCUGCUAUUGAGGAGCAUACAUCUUUAGAAAAAAUUGCUAAAGGCGAAGCUAAUGAAAAAUCUAAGAAACCUGUCAUGGGUGAAGGUAAAGGUGAUAAAUCUAAAGCUGUUGCAAAAGCGGAAAAGGCUGAAAGUGGUAAAUUUAAAUCAUCAAAAAGUGAUGAAUCAUCUGUAAAGAAAGUUGAAGAAGAUGAUGAAUAUAAAGAUCUUCUGAAAGGUAAAUUGGUAUUUGGAUUUGACAAAAAGAAGAAAAAAACCUCAAGAAAACUGGCAAAGGCAAAAUCGCAGAAUUCCGAUAGUGAAGGCACUGAGGAUUCAGAUGAUGAAGUUGAAUAUUACAGUCCAGAAGAUUAUUUGUUUACAAAAUCUUCUGUUGAUGAUGAUAAUGAUGAUGUAGAGAUUGAAGACUCCACAUCCAAGAGUUCAAAAACAAAGAACAAAAAUAGUGGUGGAAGUUUAAGAGAAAAUGUUGAGAAAUUUACAAAUGGUACUAAAUCACCUUUAACUAAAGUAUUAGAUCUCCUUGAAGAAGGUGAUAAGAAAUCAUCUUUACAUAAUGAUCCUUAUUCCAUUCCUAAGGUUCCUGUUGAGCAUUUAGCAGAACUUGAAAAUGGUAAAAACAAUGGUAAUAGUACCAAAGCAUCAAAUAAAACAACUGGGAAGUUACCAUUAUCUUCUAAAACCGUACCACUUUCAGGUGAUAAAGAUUCCAAAAAUCCAUUAGACAAAUUCAAAAAAAAUCCUUCGCUAUUAUUUGAUAAAGGUAAUAGUCAUGAUGUUGAAUCCUCAUUUGAUUUUACUAAAUCUGAAGCCACAUCUAACAAGGUAAUUUCAUGGUCCAUAAUGGGUGCGGCAGUUCUGAUUGCUAUGAGUAUGGUUCUUAUAUGA
Hansenula ciferrii is the source of this 3216-nucleotide messenger RNA. Its product is annotated as Microtubule-associated protein futsch. The transcript has a single exon. The record is from RefSeq and is a predicted model, not a curated record. NCBI's taxonomy places the organism in Eukaryota, Fungi, Ascomycota, Saccharomycetes, Phaffomycetales, Wickerhamomycetaceae. Bases 1 to 3216 code for a protein of 1071 amino acids.